AUGCCUGCACCUUUGACGGAUCCCUCUGGAGAACCUUUGUUCGACCCAGAUUCGCUCCACCACCCCCGCUCGGCUGAGUGGUUACCAUUGGAGCACGUCUCCAAAUAUUUGGAGGCUAGAGUGCGAUGUCCUCUUUCCAAAGAGGCUCGCAAUAAGCUUAGGGCGGAGUGCCCCAGACCCGUCAUCCCUAACAGGGUGUGCGAGACUCCAGCGGUCGACCCCAAAAUGACGCAGUUCCUCGCCAGAUCUGGUUGGAACCCGCGUAGGGGUCUGGAGUCGGCGCUACGAUCCUGCCAGGAUAAACUCCUGGACAUAUUUGGCCCGCUAGCUAAGCUUUUCGACCUGGCAGAGACAGCUAAAGCUGAGGACAAGCAAGUUGACCCGCUGGAAUUGCGCGAAUGGGUACAGAGGGCCAUUUGCAUAGCAGGGAACGUGAAUACGUCCUUGGCUAUAGAGAGGCGAAAGGCCAUCCUCUUCAAAAUUGAGCCAAAGCUGUCAAACCUAGCUCUGACGGAGGCUGGAAAGGAGGCCCAGGGCCUUUUAUUUGGAGAACCGUUCAUUAAGGACCUAGGGAGGUUUGUGGGGGCUUUCACGGCCUUAGACAAGGCCCAGUCCUCCAUGAAGCGAGUUUUUCACGGUAGGGUCUCUACCAGGGCCGGCAGCUUCAGGGGCCGCCUGUCCGGCCGUGCCCAAUUUCAGUCCCGUGGUUCGGGCCGAGGCUCCUACUCCCAGAGGUCUUCAUUCCAGGAGCACAGACGAGAACAGUCUUCGUUCUUCCCUUCACGAGGAAGCUCCUGGCGUCCAAGAGGAUAUCGAGGAAAUCCGUCUUCUAGACGUCCCUACGGUUGAGAUCGGUCAGUUCCGUGGUGUCC
This is a messenger RNA of Bufo gargarizans (Asiatic toad), 872 nucleotides long. RefSeq lists its product as uncharacterized. The coding region runs from base 1 to 849 and encodes 282 amino acids. The record is from RefSeq and is a predicted model, not a curated record. The transcript is spliced from 2 exons. Lineage: Eukaryota; Metazoa; Chordata; Amphibia; Anura; Bufonidae.